Pteronotus mesoamericanus is the source of this 2717-nucleotide messenger RNA. It is a transcript of the gene NAA30, whose product is annotated as N-alpha-acetyltransferase 30, NatC catalytic subunit. Lineage: Eukaryota; Metazoa; Chordata; Mammalia; Chiroptera; Mormoopidae. The transcript has 5 exons. Gene Ontology annotation, molecular function: protein-N-terminal amino-acid acetyltransferase activity. Gene Ontology annotation, cellular component: NatC complex. The record is from RefSeq and is a predicted model, not a curated record. Gene Ontology annotation, biological process: N-terminal peptidyl-methionine acetylation. Bases 116 to 1174 code for a protein of 352 amino acids.
ACGGCGGCUGAGUGUGAGCCUUGGCGGUGGAGGCGGCCGCGGCGGUGAAGGAGGCGGCGGCAGCGGCUGAGGAGAAAGAGGAGUGGCGGCAGUGGCGGCGGGGACCUGUGCCGGGAUGGCGGAGGUACCGCCUGGGCCUAGCAGCCUCCUCCCACCACCGGCACCUCCGGCCUCGGCGGUGGCUGAGCCCCGCUGUCCCUUCCCGGCCGGGGCCGCCCUCGUCUGCUGCAGCGAGGACGAGGAGGACGACGAGGAGCACGAAGGCGGCAGCGGCAGGAGUGCGGCGGGCAGCGAGGCGGCGGCCAAGGGGCGUCCGUGCCUCCGGUGCCCUCAGCCGCCGCAGGAGCAGCUGCAGCUCAACGGACUGAUUAGCCCCGAACUGCGGCACCUCCGAGCGGCCGCCUCUCUCAAGAGCAAGGUUUUAAGCGCGGCCGAAGCGGCCACGACCGCGGCCACCCCUGACGGGGGCCCCAGAGCGACUGCAACAAAAGGAUCCGGGGUACACUCGGGCGAGAGUCCCCCUCACUGCCUCCCCAGUAACGCAAGAACUGCGCUCCCCAGCCCCGCAGAGGCAGCGGCGGCCCGCAAUGGACUGGCGGAGGGCACCGAGCAGGAGGAGGAGGAGGACGAGCAGGUGCGGCUGCUGUCUUCGUCCCUGACCGCCGGCUGCAGUUUAAGAAGCCCCUCAGGCAGGGAGGUUGAGCCUGGGGAGGAUCGGACGAUACGUUAUGUCCGAUACGAAUCCGAGCUACAAAUGCCCGAUAUCAUGAGACUGAUCACCAAAGAUCUGUCUGAACCCUACUCCAUUUAUACCUAUAGAUAUUUUAUCCACAACUGGCCACAGCUAUGUUUCUUGGCCAUGGUAGGGGAGGAGUGUGUAGGUGCCAUCGUUUGCAAGCUGGACAUGCACAAAAAGAUGUUCCGCAGAGGUUAUAUAGCCAUGUUAGCUGUGGAUUCCAAAUACAGGAGAAAUGGCAUUGGUACUAACUUGGUUAAGAAAGCUAUAUAUGCCAUGGUUGAAGGAGACUGUGAUGAGGUUGUUUUGGAAACAGAAAUAACGAAUAAGUCUGCUUUGAAACUUUAUGAAAAUCUUGGUUUUGUUCGCGAUAAGAGGCUGUUCAGAUACUAUUUAAAUGGAGUUGAUGCACUGCGACUUAAAUUGUGGCUGCGUUGAGAAACUGACAUCAAGGAACAACUUUCCAACUACGCAGAAUCGACCUUUGCAUGCAAUGCAAUUUGUACAGAAUUGCUUUGCAGGUGGAUUUAGUAAUUUCCAUGCAGUUCUUAUCUGUCAGUGUCUCAUUGAGUGUCGCACAAUAUUUGUUGCACUUUGGCAUGGCGCAUUUGUUCUGAAUUAAAAGAGAUUGUUUUAAACUUAAAGAGUUUUUUUGGUACCAACAAGAUGUGCCAGUUGAUAGCCAAGAUUUGUUUGUUCAUUUGCAAAGUCUGCUGAUAAUGUUAUUUACACAGUGAUCAUUUUACCACAGAACCAGUAAGUGGAACAUGAUUUUUGUUCCUUUAAAAAGCCAACGUAGAUUGUAAAAAUCUCUUACAUAUUCUAACAUUUCACAUGAAACCUGCCAUAGUUUUCUGAAGGGGGUGGGGGAAAAGCUUCAAUUUUAGGUUUUAUUUUUUCAAUAUUAAAUUUUCCAUUCUUGAAUAUUGGUACCUCAGUGAUUAGUGAAUGAAAAAUUUAGGGUUGGUUGUGUCUUACAAUGAGUAAAGAUAACAAUUAAAUUGCGUCUGCCAGUGCCUGUAUAGAUAAGUAUAUGUCUUCAUCUCUAGUUUUUAAAUGCAUGCUACCUUUUCCUUUUCUUUUUUAAGGCCUUUGCAAGCAAACUUUGUUUUUAUUUAAAUUCUAAAUUUGAUAAUAAAUUAUUUCAGAUUUUUAUAAUUUGGAUACUUUUUCCAGGUGAGUGACAGUGUGGUUUACUUUAAAGUAAGAAGUUGAAUCUACUUGGAAAAUCUUUGAGAAAUGGCUCAAAGGGGAUGAGAAAAGUUGAUGGAGCCGGGAAUUGCUGGGUUUUGGAUGCACUUUUCUUUUUUGAGAGUGAGGGAAUUUUUGGAAAGAAUAGAAAAUUAAUGUAAACUGAUAAGAUUUUAUUUAAUCAAAAUUAUUGCUAAGCUGUGAAGAACAGCUUUUACAAUGUAGUUGGAAUUUUUUUUCCCACUUGAUUAGGAUUCACAUUGCUUUCAUUUCUUAAGAUGUUUCACUUUUGGUUCUUGGUCUUAGAAAUAAAUUUCAAGGUGCAUUGUAUCCACUUUAAACUGAUUUUAUAUACUUUCCACUUAUUGGAGCGAAUUCUUGGAGAGCUUUGCUUAGUUCCUAAAAAAACAAAAGGGAGAGAUGGAAAUUUUUUUUGGAAUGCAUUCUUAUGGGUUUUCAAUAGCCAUCACCAUGUUCAUUAGUUACACCAUGUUUUGGCCAGUCUGUGCACUGUAACAAGUCUUACAGUUAAUUGCUUUUAAUUGAGUCAGGAAACCUGUGAUGGAUAAUUUAUUUAACUGGAAAACCUAGGUACCCAUGGAAAAAAAAAAGAUCAUUUUCUGUGAAAAAUGUUUUAUAGGAAUCUUUGUUUUUUUCUUUAAUUUGGAUAUGCUUUACUUCUGCUCUAGGAUUUGGUUUGAAUUUUAUUUUAUGACUAUAAUUACUGUAUUUUUAAAAACCCUACCUCCAUUAACAGUUGGUAAAAGCCCCCUUUCAGGAAAGUUUGCUG